Molecule: messenger RNA, 1454 nt
Organism: Phaedon cochleariae (mustard beetle)
Lineage: Eukaryota; Metazoa; Arthropoda; Insecta; Coleoptera; Chrysomelidae
Source: the annotation of a GenBank genome assembly
GAAAAAGUCAAAAAAGUGUGCAAAUUUGUCAUUUGAAACUUGAAUUUCUUUUCUUGGUUCCCAGCUUUCAUGAGCGUUUAUCAAAAUUAUUUUCACUGUAAAGGACGUUUAUGGUUAUUAAAAAAUCACGAAAAAUCAAGUUAAAAAUGCAACCCUGAAAUAACUCCCAAUUAUGGAUCAAUGUGACACUGUCCUUGAAGAGGGAGAAAUUGCUAAUGCUUCGGAUGAAGAUUAUACACCUUUGGAAAGGCCAGCAAAUUACUCUUGUUCCCUACCUCAACCUAGGCUUCCACUGAACCUCGUCUCUGAGAGUGAAGAGGAAUGGCAGUCCAGUGAUAGCAGUAGUGACUCAGAUUCAAAAACAAAAAACAGAAAAAAGCCCAAAAUUAAGUUGAGGCCCCCAGUUCCAUCUCAGCCUACUGAUGAUAAAAGAAAGAAGUAUGACAUUUGGAGUACUAGGUUGGAAGGAGAAAACCUUUCAGAAACGCUUCUCAAUAGCCUUGAUGUAAUUAAGAAAGAUAGAUCCCGUUUUGUGGAAUCAUAUGACUAUACUUUAGCAUAUAAGUAUUAUGAAAAUCAAACUGACCAAACCAACAAAGAAAAAGUUAGAACAAACAACAAGAGAACAAGAGAUGACAGGAAUAAUGUGAAUUUUAGACAAAGGAAAAGGUCAAGCAGUAUUGAGAAAAUCAAAGGAACAACAAGAAGUAUCCCAAAUUUAAAAUCUGACAUAAAUAGUACUGCUGAGGAGCUAGCUAAAGAUAUAGCAAACAAAUUAUGUGAGGAGAAAGAAGACUUAAUUUUGAAAGUUAUAAAUUCACUUGGUAAAAAGAGGGCUAUUGAUAUAUUUGAGGAAACUAAACAAGUUGAGGAAGAUGGUGGCAUGCUCAUAAUGAACCAAAAGAGGAGAAGAACGCCAGGUGGAGUUUAUUUAUUUUUAGUGAGAAAUGACUACCAUAUCACAUUUGAUCAGAAAAAUGAAAUAUUUGGUGAAGAAAGACAAAAACAUAAGCAGAUGCUCAAAGCUAAACAAAAGGCAAAAACUCUCAAACUCAAAAGUGAGAUUGCUGCAGCCAGGGCAAAAUGCUUACCUGAUCUUCUGACAAGAGCUAAACUCCUGGCAUCUCAAAAUUCUGAUAGGAAAGUUAAGGAUGAUAAUGAAGAAACAGAUUUUGUGAAUCCUCCCCCAACUCCAGAAACUGAUGGACAUGAAAAUAGUGGGGAUGGCAUGGAUGUACCUUCUACUGUAUCUAAUGGUUGUGGUCCACUAGACCAUCCACGAAGGCAGCUCAAUGUGUAUGAGGAGGAUUUUUUGGAUAUUGGAACAUCAGCAGAUAUGGAUCUCUUUUAAAAAUUAUCAUGUAAUUUUCACUUAUAAAUUUAUUAUUGUAUACACGGUGUUCACUUUGUUCUUGUUUUAUGAAGAAUAGAUAAAAACAUUUCAAAAUGGAAAC